AUGGCCAUGCGCACCCCCGCUGCCGGCCAGCAAGCUUGUGCCAGUACUCUUCAGUCAAUCGAACCCACCGAAGGCGUUUCCUCCCGCAGGUUGAAGAAGCGGGAAAUCGACCGACGAUGUCAACGCCAGGCUCGUGAGCGGACGAAGACUCGCAUCGCCUACCUCGAAGGGCUGGUAGAGGAUUUUCGACGCCAGGACUCCAGCGGGCAACUCGCGACGUUGCUGAAGCAGUUGAAGGAGAUGGAAUCCGAGAGGGACAUGAUGGCAAAGACACUCAAGGAUAUACAAAAGGCAAUGGAAACACACAAGUCGUUCAAUCUGACGACCGAGGAGGAGAUGGAGGGCAAGAGAGGGUUAGGCCAUGAAGGCACUCGACGCGACCGGAAUUCUAGCAGCGUCUCUCCACUGGCGGACGAUCCACCGAUAGCCUUGCAAGAGGAUCACGCAGAGUUGCACAAGAGGACGAGCCCUUCACGAAACUUUGAUCUGGCGGUAUUCUCGCCUGCUCCCAGCUUGCCCUUGCGGUCACAAGAUCAGCUUUUCGCUCCAGAGGUUGUCCCGCUACCUGGGGACGGGCAAUCUCCGUCCGAAGUCCUGGUUCAGGCCAAGUGCUCCAAGGAGCCGAAUCCUAUGCCUUGCAAUUAUGCGGAGAACUGGACAGCUCCUCUCAGCUCAUGCUCCUGCGUCAGCUGCCACCAACAUCAACCCGGUCGACGUUCUGUCUGGCGAGGAAACUAUUGGCGAUAUGCAAACGAGGUUCUGAGCGAACGCUUUGACUGGACAGAGGACGUGGCCCCAGAAUCGGAUGUCUUGUGCGACGACGUGCCCAUUCGUGCCCUGCUCGAGGGAUGGGAUGCAGUGGCAAGUCGGGCGCCCCUACACCCAUCGUGGCAGAUCUUGCGUCGGAUCGACGAGACGUUGUUCGCGAUGUGCCCCAAUGUCGAGCGUCUCGCCAUCCUACGGGCGAUGCACACUUUACUACAGUUCCACACUGAAUCAACCUCAGAACGUUACGUGCGGCUCCCCCCGUGGUACAUGCGCCGCCCAUCACAGAAGAUUGCUCAUUCUUAUGCCAUUGAUUAUUUCGCCUGGCCCGGCGUUCGGGAACGAUUCAUCUUCAACGAGCAUGACUAUUGUGGCAAUGAAUUUUGGACUUUGUUCACCACGUCCUUCAAGCUCCUAUGGCCGUACGAGUUUCGCGACUGCUACACCCGAGAGAUCGAGACGGGCUUGUACAAGGUCUCACCGAUGUUUGAUCAGCGGCUGUCGGAUAUUAGGUGCUGGACGAUGGGCCCGGACAUCUUCAAAAGGUUUCCCGAGCUGUACAGUGACAUGCCCAGCUGGAAUCAUAUUCCGCAGACGCCUUCGUCUGGUGAGACCACAAUGCUCACGCGAAUGCGGCAGCGGAAGCUGCUACCGCCAGCCUUGUCUCCUGAAACGGUGCAGACUGGACGUAUCGAUCAGGCAGGGGAAGAAGAGGAAGCCAAGCCGUCGCCCGCAGGAGGUCAGUAUAUUCCGGUCGAGACGCUUCAUACUCAUGUCGUCCAAACAACCAAACCACGGAACCCGCGACAUCGUCACCAGCAACACCACCGCGACCAGUUUCAGCCACCGAGUCAGCCGCACGCACAUCAAGCAGUGUCUGAUCAUCAUAUGUACAGUGUGGCGGAUUUCAAUGCAGUUACGGCGUUCGAUGCGUUUGCGUAUGGUACCGCCACCGAAGCGGAUUUUGCAACUAUGUACCAUGCCGAAAACCUCGAAGAGUUUCCGAAUAUGAUUUUCUGA
Cladophialophora carrionii CBS 160.54 is the source of this 1785-nucleotide messenger RNA. RefSeq lists its product as uncharacterized. The record is from RefSeq and is a predicted model, not a curated record. The coding region runs from base 1 to 1785 and encodes 594 amino acids. The transcript has a single exon. Lineage: Eukaryota; Fungi; Ascomycota; Eurotiomycetes; Chaetothyriales; Herpotrichiellaceae.